Amphibalanus amphitrite is the source of this 2062-nucleotide messenger RNA. It is a transcript of the gene stai, whose product is annotated as vicilin-like seed storage protein At2g18540. NCBI's taxonomy places the organism in Eukaryota, Metazoa, Arthropoda, Thecostraca, Balanomorpha, Balanidae. Gene Ontology annotation, cellular component: cytoplasm; neuron projection. The coding region runs from base 195 to 1382 and encodes 395 amino acids. The transcript has 9 exons. The record is from RefSeq and is a predicted model, not a curated record. Gene Ontology annotation, biological process: regulation of microtubule polymerization or depolymerization; microtubule depolymerization; neuron projection development. Gene Ontology annotation, molecular function: tubulin binding.
GAUUGUGGCGAGCGCAGUGACUCUUACGGCGCUUGCUCCCUGCGGCGGCGACGCCCCUCCGUCGGCCCCGGCUCCAGUCGCCGCGUCGAUUUCGACGUUGGCGAGGCGCAGGGCGUGUCCACUCGUUGUCGAGCCCUGUCGACGCUCGGACGGUCACUCUGUCUGCUGGCCGACGCCGGUCAACACUUGCAGCCAUGAUUUUCGGCCUCAUCAAGGGUUCUGUGUAUAGUUGCUUUUGCAACAGUUGCUCGACGCCGGCGAUCGCAGCCAGAGACCGACGCGGGGUGCACGUAUCUGCCAAGAAGAACAACAAGCCUCACUGUAAGCAGCCGAAGAGACGGCAUUUCAUCACUACCGAGGUGCGCUGCCAGGAGAAGUCUGGCGGUCUGGCCUACGAGGUGAUCCUGGCGACGCCGUCAGUGGAGCCGCCCCCGGCCGUCGUCUCGCCGCCGCCCAAGUCGACCCCGACUACCGAUGAUAUCAACAAGCGCCUGCAGGCGGCCGAGGAGCGCAAGAAGCGUCAUGAGAUCCAGCGGCAGGCCUCCAUGACGGACAAGCUGGCUCGUAUCGAGGAAGCCAGCAAGAAGCGCGAGGAGGCCGACCACCUCUUCAUCCAGCAGGCCCGCGAGCAGCUCGAGCAGAAGAUGGACGCCAACGUCAAGAACCGCGAGAACAUCAUCCGCAGCAUGCAGGAGAAGCUGAAGGAACACCUGGAGCAGGUGGAGGCCGUCCAGAAGAAAACUCGUGAACAGUACGCCGAGCUGGCCGCCUCGAUCAAUGAGAAACAGAAGGGCGCAGAGGAGGCCCGCGAUGAGUACAUCCGCAAGACGCUCGAGAAACUCAAGGAGAAGGAGGAGCAGGGUGAGAAGGUGCGCGCUGCCCACAUGGAGCGCAUUCAUCAGCUCAAGACCAACAUGGACGGAUGGGAGGCCAAGCUGAAGGCCGCCGAGGAGAAACGCGAGAAGGAAAUGCAGAAGAAGGUGGAGGCGCUUCAUGAACAUAACACGGUGAAGCUGCAGUCUGCGCAGCUGCAGGCUGAACAGAAGGUCACCGAGCUGGCCAAGCGGGUGGAGGAGACGCUGCCCGAGAAACUGGCCAGUGCUGAGCAGCGCCGCCAGGAGGGCAUCGGAAAAGUGGUCGAGAAGGCCCGCGAGGAGCUGAGCAAGGUGCCGGUGGUGCGCUCCAACAUGGAGGAGUCGGUGAAGAUGCACGAGAACAAGGUACAGGAGCUGGUUCAGGCCAAGCUGGAACAGGCCGAGGAGCGCCGGCUCGAGCUCAUCGAGAAGCAGCGCGAAAAACUCAAGGAGCGGGAGCGUCGCGGCGAGGCGGUGCGCCAGAACAAGCCUGCCCAGCCCGUCACCCCUGAGGAGGAAAGCCAGUAAGAACGUCCGUCCGGAUCGAAACACCGGACAUCUCCUACCGCUCCCCGCUCUAUCCCGCCUCCCCUCCUCUCUCCCUAAUAAAUCACCCACGAAAAACCUAUAAAAACACCAACGAUCUCUAGUCAUAGAUGUCCGCCGGAGCUGGUCGGCCUUGUUUGUCCGAAGUUUAUCGCUUACCGUCGACCGAGGACCGCUCGCUGGGUCGUCUCUUGACGCGCUGUUGCCUUUCGCUGUGUGUACAUAGCACCGUUUUCCCCUGGCUGCCCUGCCGAGGCGCUCGCGACCGAAGGAAGAAGGAUCUCUGAGCGGGCGCGUACCGGGCGGAUUCGCCGGCGGCCGCGCGGACUGAGUGUGACUGAACUGAGAGGACUGUGACUGGGCAGUCACACGAGUGACUGGGUUCUGAGCCGCACCGGGCAGGCGCGAGACUGAGUGAUGACCGAGCUAUGGAUGUGAUGGGCCCGCUGCCGAGCGCCGCGAGUGUGGUUCGUGAUGUGUCUGCGCUGGAUGACACCGCGCUAGUGUACCGUGUCGAGUGCUUCGGACCGCCUGCGUAGCUCUGACAUUAUUUUUGCACUAUUCUGUUGAUAGACGCGACGUGUCAACAUAGAGUUCACAUUAAUACGUAGGGUAAGGACUGCUGUUUGCGCCAACAUGUGAAAUAUAAGGUGUAAACGAAA